Pseudozyma flocculosa PF-1 is the source of this 3726-nucleotide messenger RNA. RefSeq lists its product as uncharacterized. Bases 1 to 3726 code for a protein of 1241 amino acids. The record is from RefSeq and is a predicted model, not a curated record. The transcript is spliced from 2 exons. NCBI's taxonomy places the organism in Eukaryota, Fungi, Basidiomycota, Ustilaginomycetes, Ustilaginales, Ustilaginaceae.
AUGGCGCUCCACCAGCUCUUCACGCUGGCGUUUGCGCUCCAGCUCGAGCCCCUGCCUACGCUCGACUACGUCGCAGCGCACCACGACGACGAUCAGGAGCCCGGCAAUGACGACUUCCGCGUCGGCGCAAACACCUUUCUCGAGCCCAUCGUCUCGCGCCACCCGCCGCACCCCGUACACACCAUCUCGUUCCUGCUGCAGCACACCAACGCCCUGGACGCCGUUGCGCCCUGGUCCGACCUCAUCGCGCUGCUGGCCAGGGCCGACGACGAUCCCUCUUUCAAGAACCUGCGCGAGUUCUUCGACGCUCGAUACGAUGACAGCGGCAGGCUGAUUGGCGCCGAUCCGCCGCCCAAGAAGCCCUCGAGCCCGACCAGGCGCCUCCGCAGCGCAUCGCGCAGCACCGCUUUUGCGCCGCCAACGCGCAGGAGCAGCCAGGCCGCCGCCGACGGCAGAAAGGCCUCGUUCGCGCAGAGCAUCGGCGGCGCGGCCGCCUUGAAGCUCGGCUGGUUGCGCAAAAACACUGGCGAGAGCGCCGGCGCCUCUCAUGGCGACUUCUCCGACGACGAGGUGCAGUCGAGCCAUUCGCGUGACGGAUCCCUUCCCCAGCCCAAGGCCUACUAUGCAGCUUCCGAGAUUCAGUUUGUCAGGACGCAAGGUACUGGCAACGCAGAGUGCGUCUCCGUGCCCGUCGCCGCAUCGAGCGUCACCCCGACCGGUGCCGGCAAGGGCGGUCAGUCGGUCAAGACGGUGCGCUUCAACGUCCGCCUCGACCUGCACAGCGUCGGUCUCGCACCGCAUCCGCCAAGAUCUGCGCGCAGACAGAGCGGCGCAUCAUCCCAUCCGCGCAGAGUCUCUGAUCCAUCGGAAGCGUCUUCGAUCGAGCGGGUGCCGAGCCGGGCGCCGUCGGGCCGGUACGAAGGAGCCGCUCUCGCGGGCGGCCAGGACCUAGCUCAGGCCAUCAGCCCCAUAAGCUCGAGGUCGUUUGGAGGCCUCAGCGACGAGAUGCACGACUCGAACCAUGCUGGCGUCGAGACGCCGUCGUCGCCGACAGCGAGGCGGAAAGGAAGCUCGACGAGCCUCGCUGGCGCUGGCCCACCCGGCGGCUCGAGCGCGGGCGGCGCUAGCGGCAAGGCUACGCGACGGCCCUCGAUGAUGUCCAAGCUGCUCGAUUUCGGACUGCGGAAGCGCUCCACCACCGAGCGGAGCGAUACCAUCGACAGCAGGGACGGCACAGGAAGCGAAGCAUCCUCCCAGCAUGCUCCGUCAGAGCAGGGCGGCUCUCAUUUGGCGCAUGCCAAGCGAGUGCCGUCAGGCUUGAGCCACCUCCGUGCCAACGGCAGUUUUAACCGGGGCCACAGUGGCGACGAAGACGAAGGCGACAACGAUGACGAGGCGCUCGACCUGGCUGAAGAGGAGGACGGGGAAGCGGGCGCAGAGGGCGAGGGCGGAGCAGCGUCGGCUCGAGUGGCAAGACGAGGCUCGUCGCACCGUCAGCUUGGGGAACCGGCACAGCUGUCGAGGCGGCGCAGCUCGAACGGCAGCUCCGGCCGUGCAGGCCUCUUGCAAAGCGCCAUCUCGAUGGAACCCGACCUGGGCCCGGUGCGCGAGGAUGGCACCUUCGAGAUCGAGCGUUUCACCACGCGCUCCAGCAUCGAUGCCCGCUCGAUCUCGGCGCUCGGCGACGUCGAGCCGUCGGACGAGGCCCGAGAGGCCCAGGACCGGAUGCUGGCAGACGGUCGCGACUUUAUCAGCCUGCUUCGCGCCGCCAGCGAGAUGGCGCUGCGUCUGGCCGAGGCGGCCGGGGAACAGAGGCAGGCCGACGAAGGCUCGAACUCCUCCCUCGCGGCAGCCGAAGGAGGACCAGCAACCACACCGAGAAACGAGAUGGACGCGCAGCCGCAGUGGAUGAGCGACAAGGCGCGGGGCAAGCGACCGGAGGCCAGCGGCAACACGACGCCGUCAGGAUCUGGCGCUGGCCCGCAGGUGCGACCCAAGACGUCGUCGGUCCCGUCGACGCCCUCGAUCAAGGAGCGAUCCUUUGACCUCGAAAGGUCGCCCAACCCUUUCGCGCGAUCCGACGCCCAUGGCGCUUCGAGCGGCGACGAUGGCAACCGACACUCGGUCGAGCCUUGGUGGCCCUGCGGCGAGGUCGAUCCGCUGCCUGUCAGCAUCUCGUGCGCGCUCGGGCAGGCGCUCGGCUGGGAGGGCAUCAUGCAACUCUGCUACGGACGCGGCAGCCGAUCGGCUGCAGAGGGCAGCUACGCUCCCCUUGGUCGCGCUGCGGCCCUCGACGAGGCCAACAAGCGGCACGAACGCACGGUCCUGGCAUGGAGGACGGGCGUGGCUAGCGCAGACGAAGCGGCGCCGCACGGCGAGGAGCCCAUCCCGCCGUCGGUCGACACCACCGCGUCCACUCGGAGCGAGCUUGACUCGUUUUCGACGUCGAUUGGCGAGCGCCUCAACCUCGUCGAUGAUGUCCACGGCGCGGCACAACCCGCCACAGCUGGGACCCAAAAUGCCGGCAUCGCGACGGGCAACGGCGGCCCUGAGGCCACGGUUGCGCCCAAUGCCAAUGCCCACGCCAAUGGUCCUGCGCCCUACGCUCUGACGACGCUCAAGGAUCUGCUCGGCCAGCACAGCGAAGAGGGACGGACGUGGCAGGACUGGAUGAACCUCGCUCGGAGCAUCCAGGGCUGGAUCCAGGACUAUGAGACCACGCGGGUCCGAGCCGGGCUGGCGCACGAGAUCGGCGUUGAGCCAACGCCGCGAGCACCUGCCUCCGCAGCGGUAGCGGCCCCGGACACGCAGUCGAACGGCCUCGACCCGGUCGAGGCCAAGAUCGACAUCGAUGCUGGCACCGCUGCUGCAGGCGCUGAAGCGUUCCGCACCGCGUCGAUCCUUUCCGACCCCGGAGCUGCGACAGAUGUCGACCUGCAGCCGUGCCUGUCGCCUCGGCAGCUACAGGUCCCUGCUGUGUUUGGCUCGCCAGAGUCGGGUUCUGCAAAGCUCGGUCGAUCGUCGAGCAUCAGUGGAUCGUCUUUCGGGGCGAGGAUGGCGCGACGGCAGCAGCAGCAGCAGCAGUCGCACCAACAGCAGCACAAGCAGUCGGCCGUCGAGGUGGUGCCCGAGUGCGUGCUGCGGGACCUCGUCGACCGGCGCUACGGCUUCCGACGGCGAGGGGGCAUCCCUGAAGGCUUGCCGGCGGGUCCAGAUGGCGAAGAGUUUGAGGACUACUCGUGGUCAAGGCAGAAGCUCGAUGCCCGCCACUUUGCCACUGCUCUCACCAUCGGAAGCGACUCGCUAUCGCACAUGCUCGGGCAGGUGCAGCGGUCAGACUGGGUGCACGCGUCGGCGUGGGAGCUCGACUACCUCGAGAUGUGCGUCUUCAAGUCGCCGCUGGUGGCCGAGCGCUUCCCGCCACCGGGCUCAGCCAUUGUCCCGUCUGCGCGCUCCUACCAGCCGAGCGAGGGGACGCAGGAUCGGACGAAGCUGUGCCCCAACCCGGACGAGAACGGAUGCUGGAGCAGCGCCGAGUGGAAGCGGUGGCUGACGACGAUCCGCGAAGGCCAGAUCAUUGUGCCCGCCAUUGGGUGGCAGGCGUGGUGGACCCUCAUCUCGGUCCUCAACGGCGCCGACAGGACGGGACGCACCUAUGACCUCCAGGUCAAGACGCCCGAGGAGCCGUUCGAGGCCCUCACCGACCUCGGCGCCGUCUACAUCUGA